UUAUCAUGGCGGAGGACGAGGAUGGUGUUUCAAAUAAAAAGUCGCCUCAAAAUACAAAUGAAGGAGCACCAUCGCAAGAAAAUGAACAGAAUGCAGCAAAACCUGACUUAGGUAUCGAAGAAGCAAAGUACAAUAGCAAUGAAAAUGGUGACGCAUCGCAUGCGGAGGCGAAAAGUUCUACCAAGUCUACAGGGGCGACGCGGAAAGAUGAGAACCCGUUUUCGUUUCGGCAUUUUCUGAAGCGGGAUCUUUCGUUGCCGGGUAACUCAACGUAUGAAAACACUGGCGCCCGUCCGAAAGUGUAUGCGAACACCGUGCAGCACUCCCCGACCAAGAUAGACGUACAUGCUGACUCGAGGCGGGAGAAGCCGCGCUCGAGCGACGCCCAAGCCAAAGAGAAGACUAACGAAGGCAGCAGCCAUCGUAUAAGUGACAACACAUCCUCAAGUAGUUCUGUAGAAAUACCUUUUAGUGUAGUGGAUAACUCAGAUUCUAAGCAUAACUUUUACACGGACAAUAAUGACGUGCCGUUCUAUCACAGACCUAAUUUGGCUUCGGAGCCUCUCGGUAUGCCUUCGUUGCCUGAUUUCGUACAAGACCACAUAUUAGUGGAACAGGCAUAUUUGAACUUUAAUGGGCCAAUAUCGGUGGAUUUGGAUAACUUACCGGACUUUACGUUUAAUACUAGUUUCAAUGCGGGAUCGUCUUCCUCGUUGGGUAGAAGGAAUAAUAGUAGUUAUGGUGGUAGGGGUUAUGAUUAUGAAUCGUAUAUGGGAGCGGCGUCUACAUCGAAUGAGGCUGGCCAGGCAGGCAGUGGGAUGCCGCUGGACCUGCCGGCUGGUGCUGAAGCAGCAGGGCCUGUGCCCUUGGACCUGCCACCGCACCUGAGUCUGGAUCUGACUGAGUCUGUGAACCCUGUAGAUAGAAGGAAUGUCUCUCCAAGAAGUAAUUUCCCACUGGAUCUGCCUCCUAAUGCUGGAGCGGAGUCGAUGUGCCUCCCGGAUUUCCUACCGGUUCAUCCGGGACGGACGUCACCGGAACCGGAGCAUCAAGAUGAACAGAUGCAGCAGAUUAUGGCCGAGUUGGAACGGACCAGAAGCGAGCUAUUCGCGGAGAGGUCUCGUCGGUGUCGCGUGGAGGAGGAGUUGGCGCUGGCGCGCGCGGCCGCCGCGCAGCUCCGCGCCGACGCGCACGUACUCGCGCAGCGACGCGCGCACGAACUCGACCGCGCCGGACCGGCCAGUGAGCCUGCCAGUCGGACGACAGACUCGGAAGCCACUAUAGCUAGAUUGAAGAAUCAAAUUAAGAAAUUAAAGGAGGAGCUGUCAGCUCGCGAGUCGGAGGCGCGGUCCCUGCGCGGCACGCAGGCGGGCGCCGCCGCCGCGCUGCGCCGCGCCACCGGACUCGCCGAGACCUCGCUACGAGAGCUCCUGUCCGGACUAGAACAACUAAAGACACUCAGUUCUUCCCUAGACCCGACAUGAUGCAGAUCUUCCACCCCCCCCCCCUCCUCACCUCGCCACCCGAUAGAGACGGACCAUUGUGGUAGGAAAUAACAUGUAAUGCAUUACUAUAUUUAUUUAACAUCACGACUUUAUUUAUGUUAAAGGGUAGGCAGUAACAGGUAGUAGAUGUUUUUUCUUUCUUUAUGUCAUAAGUUAAACGAGCAGACGGAUCACAUGAUGGUAAGCAAUCGGCGUCGCCCA
Messenger RNA from Spodoptera litura, 1706 nucleotides. RefSeq lists its product as uncharacterized. NCBI's taxonomy places the organism in Eukaryota, Metazoa, Arthropoda, Insecta, Lepidoptera, Noctuidae. The record is from RefSeq and is a predicted model, not a curated record.